AUGGGGGAUGAAAACCAAACCAUAGACAUCCAGUUCCACUUUCACCCAUUUUCGCCCAUCCUGGAGAUACAAAUACUUAUUUUUGUGGCCUUCCUGCUGAUGUAUAUCGGCAGUCUCUUCGGUAAUGCCACAAUCUUCCUCACUGUCUGGGCAGAGCGUUCACUCCACACUCCCAUGUAUUUCUUUCUGGCCAACUUGGCAGUUCUGGAGAUCUUUUACUCUUCCACUGUGGCUCCUCUCGCUUUGGUCAACCUCCUGACCAUGGGGAGAAUACCCAUCUCUUUCACUGGCUGUGGCACACAGAUGUUCUUCUUCGUCUUUCUGGGCAGUGCUGAUUGUAUCCUCUUGGGGAUCAUGGCUUACGACCGUUUUGUAGCUAUUCGAGAUCCCCUGCGUUACACCCUCAUCAUGAGAUGGCAGCUGUGUGCCCAGCUGGCAGUGGGAGCCCUGGUCCUUGGCUUCAUUCUAGCCUUACAACUCACAGCUCUGAUUUUCCACCUGCCAUUUUGUGGCCACAACAGGAUCACACACUUCUACUGUGACGUACUCCCGAUCUUGCAGUUGGCCUGUGGAGAUACUCGAAUGCAAGAAGCCAUGAUCUUCAUUGUCAGUGUUAUCAUCCUUACCAUUCCCUUUUCCUUGAUCUCCAUCUCCUACAUCUUGAUUGUGGGUGCCAUUUUGAAGAUCCGCUCUGCAGAGGGGCGGCACAAGGCCUUCUCCACCUGCUCUUCUCAUUUGACUGUGGUUCUCCUCCAAUAUGGCUGCUGUAGCCUCAUCUAUCUACGCCCCAGCUCUAGCUACAACCCAGAAAUGGGUCGUGUGGUGUCUGUUGUCUACACCUUCGUCACCCCUGUCUUGAACCCCUUGAUCUACAGCAUGAGGAACAAGGAGCUGAAAGACGCACUAAAUAAGGUAACGAAAAGACAUUUGCUGCGCUAG
Lutra lutra (Eurasian river otter) is the source of this 939-nucleotide messenger RNA. Its product is annotated as olfactory receptor 10V1-like. Lineage: Eukaryota; Metazoa; Chordata; Mammalia; Carnivora; Mustelidae. The transcript has a single exon. Gene Ontology annotation, cellular component: membrane. The record is from RefSeq and is a predicted model, not a curated record. Gene Ontology annotation, molecular function: olfactory receptor activity; G protein-coupled receptor activity. Bases 1 to 939 code for a protein of 312 amino acids. Gene Ontology annotation, biological process: G protein-coupled receptor signaling pathway.